Nothoprocta perdicaria is the source of this 1152-nucleotide messenger RNA. RefSeq names its product solute carrier family 51 beta subunit (gene SLC51B). Lineage: Eukaryota; Metazoa; Chordata; Aves; Tinamiformes; Tinamidae. The record is from RefSeq and is a predicted model, not a curated record. Gene Ontology annotation, biological process: bile acid and bile salt transport. Gene Ontology annotation, cellular component: plasma membrane. The transcript is spliced from 5 exons. Gene Ontology annotation, molecular function: protein heterodimerization activity; transmembrane transporter activity. Bases 1 to 864 code for a protein of 287 amino acids.
AUGAGGUGCCUGUGGRUGAUCCCCUUUCUGCUGCUGCAAGACACCAAAGCCUUCCUGAUGCAAAACGCCAGAGCCAAGCAGUGCUUGCAAGCCAGCCCCACGGACGGGACAUUGCUGCUGGAGGGCUGUGAUCCCGCCUCGCCCUUCCAGGACUGGUCUUGGCAAGGCGCCUCCUUGGUGAACGCGGGCACCAGGCAGUGCCUCUCCGUGCGGGAGGACGGCGGCGUGGGCACGAGCGGCUGCGCGCGCGCCGGCCGCACCGCCUGGCGCUGCUCCGGCUGGCUGCUGUCCCCCGCGGGCCRCAGCCAGGGCUACCUGGUGGCCAGCAGGAGCGGCGUGGGCCUGGCCGAGGCCACGGGCCCCAGGGCGCAGUGGCGGGGCGCCGCGGAGGGCAGCGUGUGCCAGGAGAAGGGCGCCGAUGCAGAGCUCGAGGGAUUCGUGGCCGCGGCCCUCGCCAGCACCCGCAUGCAGGAGCCGGCAGCCACCAACGGCACCCUGCUGCUGGGGCUGGCCCCGGAGCACCUGGACGAGCUGCUCUGGUUCUUCCGCAGGGAAGACCCGUCAACGUGGAAUUACACCAUGCUGGCCCUCUCCUUCGUGGUCCUGUUCCUGGGUCUCUUCCUCCUGGCCACCAACGUGGUGCGCAACAGGAAAAGGAAGGUGCAGGUGGAAUCGGAGCACACGGCAGAGCCGGCGGAGCUGGAAGCCAAGCAAGCCCUGGUGCCCGUGGAGGAGUUCGGCCGCGCCGACCCGCACAAGCAGGAGCUGCUGCCCAAGGAGGAGAGGUCGGGAGAGGUGCUGGUGCAGUGGAAGGAYGGCACCGUCACCACCCUGUACACAGAGAGGUCGGAGGAGACCCUGUAACAGCAGCUGAAGCCAAACCACGCGGCCCCUAAGGAACAAACUGCACCACUUCCUCGGUUGGAAAAUCUCAAACAGAAGAGGGGAGCAGCACAGGGAGCAGGGGCAGAAGUGGCACAAAGCCCUGGAUUCUCCUGCCACCCCUGCCCGGCCGAUGCUCCCGCCCCGCGCCGACUCCGCGGCCCUCGGAUGGAGCGCGGAGGCGGGAUGCGCUCGAGGCUCCUCCAGGGAACAGCAACACAGAGGAGCUGCCCUUCUUCCCAAAAGCUGCCUUUAUUAAAAUAUUUUCCA